Messenger RNA from Zonotrichia albicollis (white-throated sparrow), 1157 nucleotides. NCBI's taxonomy places the organism in Eukaryota, Metazoa, Chordata, Aves, Passeriformes, Passerellidae. The record is from RefSeq and is a predicted model, not a curated record.
AUGGGCACCCCUAGGAAAGGGGGAGAGAAACUGCAGGACCCAUCCCUCAGUUCCUCCACUUUCCUCAGCCCUCUUUUCCCAGUCCCAUCUCCUCCCUGUCAACCCUUGUCUCAUGCAGGGACCUUCACUGUCCGGCUGCUCCAGACUACCACCUUCCAAAACACCUCAUUUGCAGACACAGAGGGGCUGGGCCUGCUGGAAGACAUCGAACUUGGUUCUCUUGAUAAACACACAUGGUCCAUCCGUUUCUGCCAGCCCUGGGUGCGCUCAGCCCUUCCCCGUGUUGACUGGGACACCAUUGAAAACCUGCUUAAGAUCUAUUUGCAGCAGUUUAACCAUCUAAUCAAUGAAGGGGCCACGCAAAAGGACAUCCCCUGUGAGUGCUCGGUUUUUACUUCAUCCCCUUUCUUGAAAAGCAGCUGGGAGGUGGGGAAGGAUCUGAUAGUGCUGGUGCUGUAUAGGAACCCCUUUGUUGUUCAGUGCACAGCAGGCUGCAUGCUGUACCCCAACAGAACCUCCCUGGCCUUUGGCUAUGUGGGUUACAAUGGUCAGGAUUUCCUCAGCUUCGACACAAAGAAUCUCACCUGGACCCUCUACCAGGACACCGAGUUGUCACGGUAUGUCCAGUCCUUUCUCCACAACUACACCGCCUUGAGUGAGCUGAUGGAAACUCUUUUCAAUGAUACUUGUGUCGAUGACAUGGAGGUGUUGCUGCACUAUGGGAGGGCAGCUCUGGAGAGACAAGAGCUGCCUGUGGCCACGGUCUUUGCCCGCACCCCCAGCCUAGACCAGCUGCUGCUUGUUUGCCAUGUCACUGGCUUCUACCCCCGUCCCAUCAGCGUGGCCUGGCUGCGGGAUGGCCAGGAGGUGCCUCCGGGCCCGGCGCUCAACACCAGCACCAUCCUGCCCAACGCUGACCUCACCUACCAGCUCCGCAGCGUCCUGGCCGUGGCCCCCCGUGAUGGGCACAGCUAUGUCUGCCGUGUGCGCCACCACAGCCUGGGCACCCGCAGCCUUCUCAUCCCAUGGGGUAGGUGCCACCCGUGGGGGAUGAGAUGGGGGUCCUGAGCCACCCUGCACCACAAGAUGGAGCAAACUCCAGAAAGCUCAUGGCAGCUUCUCCUUAUGUUUCCCAGGGAACUCAGAAGUGGUGCUGA